This is a messenger RNA of Salvia miltiorrhiza (redroot sage), 3485 nucleotides long. RefSeq names its product B3 domain-containing protein Os07g0563300-like. The record is from RefSeq and is a predicted model, not a curated record. The coding region runs from base 641 to 3214 and encodes 857 amino acids. Gene Ontology annotation, molecular function: DNA binding; zinc ion binding. The transcript is spliced from 14 exons. Lineage: Eukaryota; Viridiplantae; Streptophyta; Magnoliopsida; Lamiales; Lamiaceae.
AAAAGGUUUGCAGAUGAUAGUAUGGAAUUUGGAAUCGGAUCCUAUUUGGAGAGCGGAAGCGGCGACAGCUCAUCGAAAAAGAGAGAAACGACGACGCCAAAUAGUAGCAGGCAGCAUCCCCAACGUCCCUUUUCGAACCGGUCGCUCCGCAAUUUGUGUGUGUGAGAGAGAGAGAAGAGGAGAGAGUAUUCACACAGUGACGCACGCAUGCGCAGGGUACCUUCUCACACAUCAGCACACACUCAAUUUUCACAUAUACAGACACAUACUAAUAUACUCACUUUCUCACACACACAUUUGUAUAUGGUGUAUACACUCAUUUUUCUCUUGACUCCCGCGUCUCUCUCUCUCUCUCUCACACACACACACACGCACUCACUUUCUCUCUCUAUCUAGCUCCUUCCGCCCCGGUCCUCCUCCAUCCCAUAAUGACUUUCAAAUUACUUACUUAUGUCUUCUUGUCACCUCCUGUGCUUUUCUCUCUCUAGCUUCGCCUAGGGUUUUACGCUUUUAUUGUUCAAACCUGACUAGGGAAAUUUAGUGCUCAAUUUAUUUGUCUAGCUAACACAGCACAGUUAACAUUUGGUUUUGGCCACUAGAUAGAACAGAAGUUGGUGUCUUGUUAGGGUUUGUGUGUGUGAUGUCGUCUACGACGGAGGUGUGUUUUAAUUCAAACUGCAAAGAUACGUCGGAGAAGUGGAGGAGAGGCUGGCGUCGCCGCACCGGCGAGUACGCUCACCUCUGUGAUCGCUGCGCUUCUGCUUAUGAGGAUGGGAAAUUUUGUGAGACGUUUCACAUGAAUGCGUCAGGGUGGAGAUGCUGUGAAUCUUGUGGAAAGCAAAUACAUUGUGGAUGCAUAGUUUCAUUCCAUAUGUUCGUACUAUUGGAUGCAGGAGGAAUAGAAUGCUUAACAUGUGCAAAAAAGAGUUACAUUUUGACACCAAAUCCAGCAUGGCCACCACCUUUGCAUUUCCUUCCUUCGCAGCCUGAAAGAAUGAAGGAUCUUUCAAUGAAAACAUGGAAUGCUAUAGCUGGCUCAGGUCCAGUUCCAUGGCGUCAGGCUCCUUCUUUGUUCAAUGGUUCCAGUAUCCAAGCUAAUGACCAACUGAAGGUGCCCUUCGAAGUAGAUGUAUCUGGUGGGAUUGAUAGGUAUGGCCUUUGUGAGAGAUUAUCUAUGGCUUCACCUGAGAUAAAACAAGAGCGCUCCUAUGAAAGGUUAGCUAAUGGAAAGUUGAGACUUGGCCUACCUGAAACACUUCAGAAUGGAAAUAUUGGACUCAAUGUGAAGGAGCAGCAUUGUCCAUUCACAAGUGACUUUAAGCCCAUCUAUCCCAGAAAUGAUACUUCUUCAAACCUAAGUUUGGGCAUAGCAUCUUCAUCCAAAAAUGAAAUAGAUGAUGCACCAGUUUCGGCUAUUCUUUCACAAUUACCAUCUGUCCCAAUUUCUCUGGGCAAACAGGUGUGCAGUCAGAGUGGAAUGGACUCAUCUGGUGAGGGUCAAAUACGUAAUGGGAAGUCUCGAGGAGAUGGGCGAAGCCGAAAUCAGUUGCUUCCUCGCUACCGCCCCCAGAUAACUGAUGAAGAGCUUCAGCAAAUCUCUGGAGAUUCAAAAUCCGUUAUUACCCCUUUGUUCGAGAAAAUGUUAAGUGCAAGUGAUGCUGGACGGAUUGGGCGCUUAGUGCUGCCAAAAAAGUGUGCAGAGGCUUAUUUUCCAACAAUCAAUCAUCCAGAAGGGUUACCUCUAAAAGUACAAGACCUUAAAGGGAAGGAAUGGGUAUUCCAGUUCCGAUUUUGGCCAAAUAACAACAGCAGAAUGUAUGUCCUGGAAGGAAUAACUCCUUGUAUACAAUCAAUGCAACUACAAGCUGGUGAUGUUGUAACAUUUAGUAGGUUGGAACCAGAAGGGAAGCUGAUCAUGGGUGGCAGAAAGGCUUCAGCGGUUCCAUCAUUAGAUCAGGGAGAAGAAGUUAAUGUGAUAGGUAGUGAAGCUUCAAGUCCAGGUGAUGCUAGUGCUAGAAGUAAAUGUACCGAUGUUAUUUCUGUAAAUGGUCACAUGAAAGAAAAAAUACUUGAAGACAAACCUGUCAUGCAUGUUAAGCGGAAGAAUAGCAACUUAAAUGCAAAAAGUAAACGCCUUAGGAUUGAAAAUGAGGACAUGAUGGAGCUGAAGCUCACCUACAAGGAAGCUCAAAGACUGAUUCGUGCACCUGCGAAAAUUGUUCCGUCAUCUUUUGUUGUUGAUGGGUGUGAAUUUGAAGAAUUUGAGGAAACUGAGCCAGUUAUUGGGAGGCCUACUCUUCUGGGAAUAGAUCACUCUGGUGAAAAGAUCCAGUGGGUUCAAUGUGAGGACUGUUUCAAGUGGCGUAAGGUGCCUGCAAAUGCUCUUGUUCCUUCAAAGUGGACCUGUUCAGAUAAUGGAUGGGACCUUCACAGAUCUAUGUGUUCAUCUGCUGAGGAAUUAACUAACGAACAGCUUGAAGAAAUGCUACCCGCCAUGAACAGAGGCCCUUGUAAUAAAGAGGAGAGCUCCGGAUGGGAUGCAGAUUUAUGUGUGGCUGUGGAAGGACUUGAUACACUUGCUAAUUUAGCUAUUGAAGGGGAAGGAGAGGGCCUUGUAGGUUCUUCAGAGAACAGGACAAAGCAUCCACGUCAUAGGCGUGGCUGUACAUGCAUUGUCUGCCUUCAACCUCCCAGUGGGAAAGGGAUUAAGCACCGGCAGUCUUGUGAGUGUGUCGUCUGUACUUCCUUAAAGUGUCGUUUUAGAACCUUGAUGGAGAGGCGGGAGAAGAAACAAGUGGAUAAAGAAACUGAACCACCCCCAUCUUCAUCUGAGAACUUACAAGGGCAGCUGUUACUUGAGAAGGAGCAGGAUGUUGAUGCAUGUGUUGGUAGCGACACUGCAAACAGAAGCUUAAACGAGGAAGAGGCGCCGAAUUCAGGGCAUCUAGAAGAACCUAAUGCUAGAAAAUUGUCAAGUUCACCUUUGAAAGGUCAAAUAGACCUAAAUAUCCAGCCUGAGCGGGAGGAAGAUUUCUCACCUCGUUCUGAUUGUGGGGCCGUGAAAUGCUCUCUUCCGGGUUCUGCUGAUAGAUUUUUCAGGCAGCAGCAUAGAUCAUUCGACUCCGAUGCGAUGGAGAAUUUGUUAGGGAAGCAAGAUGGAGUGGGAUGUGUGAAUAUAAUAAGUUGUGUGGCGUUAGACAAAAAGAGUGGUUAGAUGUAAUUGCCAGUGUGAAUUGGUGGAAGAAAAAUAGUCGAAAUUUUGGUUGGUUUGGCUGGCUAAAAGCUGUAUAUAUUGAAAGGGAAGGGUCUAGGGAGGAGGAAUUAAAGGUUGCAUAACCAUUAGAAUAGAGCAGAAUUUCAUAGGCUUUUCACAGUUAUCGUAUUUUUUGUAUACAUGCAUGGACGGGACCCCACUCGCUGUAUGGAUGCCUAUGUAAUUAUUAUAUUAGGAAUAGAAUGCAGCAGCUACAUCAUUCUUUCUGCAA